Molecule: messenger RNA, 9019 nt
Organism: Synchiropus splendidus (mandarinfish)
Lineage: Eukaryota; Metazoa; Chordata; Actinopteri; Syngnathiformes; Callionymidae
Gene: nckap5l
Product: NCK-associated protein 5-like
Exons: 12
Coding region: 4649-8527 (1292 amino acids)
Biological process (GO): microtubule depolymerization; microtubule bundle formation
Cellular component (GO): microtubule plus-end
Source: RefSeq, a predicted model, not a curated record
CAAAAAUGCCGACACAGAAGCCGACUUCUUCUUCGGAUGCGUCAAGGCUGAGCAGACGCUCAAGGUCCCACGUUACCGCUCUCCUUCCGCGAAUCUGUGCGACGCAAACGGGUCGGUUCGAAAGGCCUGAACGUUCGGAACACCGGUCCAGAAACGUUUGUAGCCUGAAGGCAACAUGAAAAAGGGGAACUUGAACACCAACAUGGCCCCCAGUGGUUUCGAUUCGACUCACCAGAGGCUCGUCUCUCGCCUCAUCCAGCGCGGAAGGGGCUCUGUCACCCCCCGAACUGCGCACCAUCAUCAUCUUCAGCAGACUUUUAUUUUUGGAACGGUUCGUGAGAAUGACUUCCGGGGUGUCCACGGCCAGUCGGACCUUGUUUUUAGCAGCGCCUGAAAGAUGACAGUGGGGACAAAUGGAUGGGCCAUAAACGCACCAUCACUGGACGGAAAGAACCAAGAGUGAAGGGAUGAUCUUAGGUGGCAAAUACAGGUCAGAAGCUCAGUGGAUGAAUGGCCUCCAGAUAGUCUGUGUCGAGUGGUUUGUGUUGGUUUAAUAGCCGGCGGUUGCUGUGCAUUGUUUCACCUUCCUCACACAGAACCGCUGUGUCCCGCUCAUACCUGCCAUCUUUGGCUGUUGCUCGGGUGGCGACAUGGCUCCAGACACCCUGGUACGACCCGGGAUCAGUGCAGAAGGUUCAGUGUGGCCACCUCCAGCGUGAAGCGCUGGUGAGCUUCUUGAACUGCAAGCUCAAGGAACCUUAGUUUGACCUUCUUUCUUCUUCAUCCCUUCACUGAGACAAGCAGCGUUACAACCGGCAAAUACUUGUUUUCAGAUGUUUAUUUUGGCGUGAUUUAAUACGCCCAUUCUUGGUUGUUUAGUGGAAUGCAGUCGCCCCUUUAGACAUCCAUUGUUCGUCUGUGUUCUCCAGUUCAGUAGGUUCAGAGUCACUGUCGAACGUGACCCGUGUCACAAGGUUUUUUGGUUCUUCAUGUGAAAGUACAAAUGAAGUUUUGCUUCAGGUCACUGAGGGACUUCAUUCCCCCGAUUGGUGCUGGAGGGGGAACUGCUCCGAUAUCUUUCCAUCUGGCCACAUCAUUGUUGCUGCACCAAUGUAAGGUAGGACGCCUGACGUUCAGGGUCCACAGCGUCGAAUGCUGCGCUGAGAUCGAACAGAGGAGCCGUGUGUCCUGAUCAAAACCAGACUGGAAUUUCUCAAAACAAGAGUUAUGAUGCGUGAAUUCGACAGCUUCCUCAGCUAAGAGCAGUGGUUGAGAGAUGGCGCUGAGUGGAGAGUGGAGGUCGGAUCACUGCAUGUUUAAAAGCUGCCGGCAGGAGACUGAUUAAGAAUUGAUAAAAUGCUGGAACCAGCAACAUGAAAACUCUCUUUUAAGAAGCGUGUGGGAAGCACCUCGAGGCUGCCUCUGCACUGGUUUGGGGUUCAUUUCAUAUUGUUAUGUAACAAAUCAUUUUUAAAUUGUAAUUUGAUUUGUUUGUCUUGCAUCCGUGACUUGAAGGUCCCUACCUUCACCUUGCUUUAGUCUUCUCAUCCUCCUGGAUUUUUUCAUGUUCCGUAGUAGUUGGUUUUUGUCCAGGGAGGCAGAUGCUCGCAGCCAAACAUUGAGAAAACGCUUCAUAACCAGUGACACAUAUUGUCUGUGUGAAAAGAAAGACAGGAGAAGUAGGUGAAGGCCGGUCUCUAGUGGAAAGCAUCAGUCAGCGUCAUCCAGGGUUCGCCCUGAUGCAGCGUGUUUGGUGCUUACUCAGCGCCCAGAGUGCCAGCUGAACCAUGGGGGCACUCAGGAGGGAAGUGCCUUGCUCAGGGGCACGGCGACGUCUGGAGCUGGGGUCCACACCUUCCACCUUCUUUUCUGUGAACAACCACAGCCAUUGUGUUUGCUUGAAUCCACUUUUCUGCUCCUCAAAUGUUGUAGAUUCCACGAAUCUAAACCUGACACAUGUCCUCAACCUCACGGCAGCAGUUUUGUUUUUUUUUUUUUUGUCCAGUCUGAGCUCCAGUGAACAUGGCUCCCAGGUGCAGGAGACUCUUGAGUGUUUCAGCAUGCGAGACAUUCCGUGGAGUCGGUGCUGCUCCGAGACGGAUGACUCAAACUGUGCCACAUGACAUCAUGUGAAGCCAGCCUUGUUCGGCGGCUCUAAUGCUUCUCAGGUGGAGUGACCGCGGCGUAGCGGAGACACAGGGAACUCUCACCCGUCCCCUUCAGUGGUGAGGGUGGACAAUUGGGGCUCAUACCCAGCAGGUAGAUUGUGUGGUGAUCUGAUGGAGUGGAUGACAAAAGGUCUUUUGUAAGGCCAGUCAUCCUGAGUUGUGUUUGUUAGCCCCAGGCGCCAUGUGACCAUCAGGUCAGGCCAGACGGUUGACCCUCUUUAGAAGGUCCUAGUCAGCCCGUCUCUGUGGCGUAGGCUGGUCUAAAGCCUCCAGGAAUAGUUCUGUUACUAUCUUUCUUAGAGCACGAUGUCGAAGUGGAGCCACCAUUGGCAAAAGAGCCAUCGUGGUUGAGUUCUCACAGGCCGUCGAAGCACGCUGACCAUCACAGGUUUACUCCAUGGAGAACAUGUCGGUUAACAGUGUGGCGUCUGGUUAGAUGCUUGAUCUUUCUCAUCCUGCAGUAUUACACUAAGACAACAACAGGGUUCUCAGCUGAGCACACCAGCAAACAUGCCUCAGUUGUUUGGGUCAAACACUGGUCGAUGCUGAAGAUUUCCUCCAAAAAGACGUUCGCUUUUCUUCCAUCACAAACCAGUAUUGCACCUUGUACGGUAACAAGUUUACUGAGGUCUAAUUUGCCUUGAUAGUGUCAACACAACUGUGUUGGUAGAAGGUUGGUAAAACUCUUGCGAGUGUUUCCGUUUGCAUACUGUUAUCUUGUUUGGUGAACAGGCGCUGAAUGUGUGGGCUUUCCAGUUUAACGCCUUGUAUGUUGACUUGUCAGCCAAGAUUGAAAAGUGAGGCUCUGUUCAUGGAAAAUUCUGCUUCAACCACAUUUGUCCUCGGACUUUAUCAUAGGGAAGAACAGUGCGAUGAAAGUAGUGAGGCCUCCACUUGAGUUGGUUCUGUGGCGGAGCUCCGAUCACUUUGAGCUAUUGAAAUGAAGUGAAGGGCUCUGCAUUUGUUCCAUGUCCCGUCAAAACAGCGCAGAACAUCAGACAAUUGGACAUACUGCAGCGAGGUUUCUCCCACGUUUCCCUGUGCGCCUCACCUCCUUCCUACGUGUCUCUCACUCGGUUCCUCCUCUUGAAGCCAUCAACGCUCACGUUCUUCUGACAGCCUUGUCAUGGUACUGGUGCCAUCAUCAUCAUCACUGGAGCACUGACCUUGAAUUUCAUUUCUUCUAGCUGGAAUAAUAGCCAAGAACAGAGAGGUAGGAAGCAUCCAGAGCAGUGCAACUGCUGUGUAUUAGUCAGGAGUAGGGGUGUAAUAAAGUAUCAACACAGUCAAAUAUCACAGUAACCGAUGGCAUGAUACUAUCUGAAGUACUCUGAGUGUUAGAAAUACUGUGUAUACUGACACCAAAGUCCCAUGAAACUAGUGCCAGCAGUGAUUCAGAGCUAUAGUUUGAGACGCUCCACCAAGAGAAAUGAUGAUGUUUUAGGUAAACUCACGCGUCAAAAACACAAAGGCAAUAUUCUAAAAUAAUCUGGUGUGGUAUGGCCCGAGGGAUAUUCGCAGUAUCUUUAAUGUCACCAUACUACGGUGCAGCUAACAUGUAAGUAUGUAGGAGAGCAAGGUACACGUUGAAGAGAGCCAGCAACAAUGAUCAAAUUCAAGGAGACCCUUCUGCGGGUUUCUCAUUUUAAUAACGCAACACUGCUUGUUUGUUCCCAUGAGCUGUAGUUGACAUGUGUUUGUCUUCCCCCUUGUUUCAGAGGCCUUACAUGUUCCUAUAUUCCAGUCUUUUUUUUAAAUUCAGAAUAUUUUUCUUGAGUAUCAGGUAGUGCCACUAUCCAAGACGCAUGGAUUUCGACGGAGGCAGGUGGAAUUAUUUUGGGGCGAGGUGGUGAUCUCUCCACCACUGACUUUCCUUCCGCUGAUCUUGCCAUCACUUGUCACUCGUGUGAAGACAAUCCUCUUAGCGUGUUCUCUUUCUGGGCCACUGGCCGUCUCCACGUUGGAACUGCCGUCCCUGCUUCCUGCCUGUGCGAUAUCCUCUUGCGUUUCUUUGUCCGCUACAUGGCAGGGUCUCUCCUUUUGAACACAUCCCCCUCUCCACAUUUUAAUGACUGCAGCCGGCAGCUAGGGGGUUAAUGUUUAGCAGCGGCGGCGGCGGCAGCGGAGGCAGCCGUGGUAGGAGGAGGGGGAGUCGCUGGUGAGGUGGGGGCUGGUCCACAGCUGUUGUAGGAGGCAGGGUCUAUGGGAAUAGGAAACCACCCUCCCCUCGUCCUGGAACAAUGGGAGACAUGGCAGCCUGUGCAGGCAGCAGAGGCACGGACUCCAGACACGAAUGCUCAAGGGCAGGCCGAGUGUAGCGGCAGCGCAGAGCAGGCCGGCCUCCUCGCCACAGCAGGAGGAACAUCAUCCCCUCAGCCGGGAGGCUGAAGUGUUCUUCGGUGGAGGCUCUCAUUUGAUCCAUCUCAGAUGACUGGAUAACAGAGGAGGAGGAGGACCAGGAGGAAGGUAAGGCCACAGAGAUGAAAAACAUGGCUGAUGAGAUGGAACAGAGAAUGUGUGAUGAAGACUUCGGCUCCACCGAAGACGGCGAGGAGGCAGACCAGGAGUCUUAUCUGGACGACAACAGCAGCGAGCUGAUGGACCGGCUGAAGGAGCUGGAGGCAGAGAAUUCAGCCCUGAUGUUGGCGAACGAGAACCAGAGAGAAGCUUACGAGAGAUGUUUGGAUGAGGUGGCUAAUCACGUGGUCCAAGCGCUGCUCAAUCAGAAGGAUCUGAGGGAGGAGUGCAUCAAGCUGAAGAUGCUGGUGUUCGACCUGGAGAGGCAGAACCGAGCGCUGUGUGAGCUCUUUCAGCAGAAACUGCCCAACCACCCCACCGCUCACUACCAGUGCCCGGCGGGGUCCAUUCCAGAGUACAAUUCACAGGUGCACAAGGACUCUAGCAAGCAGGCGGUGGUUGGACCGACUGAAGCACAGGCCAAGGGCAAUGGCUACCCCGCACAACACGCCUUCCCUGGUCCCCGAGGCUCCGCAGCUUCCAUGGAGGCAUUGUCUCCCUUCUUCAAGAAAAAAGCACAUAUCUUGGAGGUUCUACGCAAGAUGGAGGAGACCGACCCUCUGAAGUUCCAUCCGUCCACCGGGGGUUUGCCUUUCUGUGACUACAGCCAGGUGCUAAUGUCCACCGAGGCGGUCCUGGCCUCGGCGGAGCCCCCUGCAGGCCAGUACAAAGCCCAGAUGCCCCACUGCCUCUGCUCCUGCUCGGACCCGCCGCAGCGCGUCAACGGUGACGGAGCCGUGAGGUGCGAGGGCGCCAACACCUGCUGUUUACACUGCAAGAAGAGCCCCGGCAGCCAUGUCUGUAGUCCGCCCUCCACCGACUGUCCCAGUGUGAGCAGAGCGGCGGAGUCUGUUCCCAGCAUGGCGAGUGAAAGCCACACAGCGGACCCUCCUGUCGUCACGUCGGUUCCCGCCAUGGUGAGAGCCAAACAGGAGCAUGUCUCCGAGGAGCUGACCGGCUUCAGUCCUUCCUCCUCCGCACCCUCAGACUGUGACUCUAAGACCAGUGAUGGAGCGGUCCAGGCUCCUUCACGCUCCUCCAUGGACAGCUCCUCAGAGAGAGACGUUGCUGACCCGUCCACUGCCUCCAUCAGCCCCAGCCCCUCCUGCCUCAUCGACGUCAAAACUGUGGCCAUUCAUUCUCCGUCCAAACUGCUCAAGUUCUUGAAGAUUCCCUCCAUCGGGGAGAAGCCCGGGGCCGUGGCCCCUGCCGCGCGGCUGAGUCCGCAGCUCACACGCAGCUCCCGCAUUCCCUGUCGCACCAACAACUACGAGGUUUACCACUCGCCAGUCCCCACACGGAGGGCCACCACCACAGAGAGGUGCAGGCAGCCUCCUCCUCCACCCUCCAGGUCCGAGUCCUACCCAGCCACCCACUCGGCGCCCACCUCCCCCCCACAGACAGAGGACAUCUGCCCACUUCCUGCUCAGGACAUCAGCUACAGCAACCUCUCCGCACCCAAACUCACCCCCGGCACCAAGAUGGCCGCUCCUUCCUCACAUCCUCAGUCAUCUUCCCGGGGAUCUCAGAAGGUCCCCGAGUAUGAAAACGUGGAGGACCGGCCCAACAGAACCAGAGUGCCAGAACCGACCCAAGUUCCUGAGAAAAGGGCAAGCGCCUCCUCACAGACAAAAGCCGGCGGUGGUGAGAGGAAGUUGAUAAAGUCGCUGCCAGAAAGUGUUCUGACGCAGAAACAUUCCUCUUCAUCCACGUCAGAGUCUUCCUCCGAUGAUGAAGAGGACUCGGACGGUCCAGUGUGGGUGAACCAUCAGAGCCUCCCAAGCAAGCCUCAGAGCAGCCUGUCUUACCCGCGAGCCAGAGAGCAGCCGGACGUGGAAGCCAGCGAGGCCGGGAGGAAGAUCCCGGAGGCCGUACAGCCUCCGCCUCCACCAAGACGAAGUGAGUCCUCCUCCAUUCCCAAGAGGCCGGCGCACGGAGCCGCCAGGGCUCAGCCAGACUCCAGUCACCAUGCUUUUAAAGACAGACUGGCCGCUCUGAGCAAGCUGAGGAGCUCCGAGGACUUGCAGGGGGGUUCACGGCCGGCGGACCCUGCAGGUGAAGCAGGUGUGGACGGCAGUGAGGAGCAGAGUAGGACAGGUGAGCCGCAGAAGGCGUCGCAGCCCGCUGCUCUGCUCAAGCAGGAAGCUAGUGUGGUGAAGACGGAAAGUUCCAAGAGCAGAGUGGUGCUGCCAUCUCCCUCCACUGACACAGCACCGGGGUCACGCAACAACAUCAAGUGUCCCGCCUCCUUAAAUCUGGCCCAGAAUGUGAAGGUGGGCAACAGCCCCAGUAGAGUCACGCCCAAGUCCCCGUCCAAAGCCUGCCUGGCUCCUGCUGUCCACAGAGCCACCAAGCCCCCAGAAGCGCCACGCUACUCCUCCAGGUCCGAGGAGAGAACCAAGGCGGCUGGCAAAGGCAAGAAGAACCCCAUGUACGGAGACAGUCUUCCAUCUCCUCCACCCAGACCCCCUGCAGCGGAGGUGGAGAAGGAGCCGCGGCCGGCGACCAGCCCGCACUCCGCCAUCGAGCAGAAGGUGAUGAAGGGCAUCGAGGAGAACAUGCUGAAGCUGCAGGAGCAGGACAGAGGGGCGCAGGGCAGUGAGGUCAAGCACAAGGCCUCCAACGGCAUCGCCAGCUGGUUCGGGCUGAAGAAGAGCAAGCUCCCGGCGCUGAGCAGGAAGACGGACGCCACCAAAGGCAAGGAGGAGAAGAAGGAGUGGAAGAUCAACAUUCCCUCCGUGGGGAGAGACUCUGCCAAGGUCGCCGCCCGCUGCAGAGAAGGGGUGGAGGGCCUCAACAUUUCCACUCUGAUGGAGAAGGCCGAGGGCCUGAGGAGGGCUCUGGAGGAGGAGCGCGCCUACGUGGAGAGGUCGGGCCGAGGUCACUCCUGCGAGGUGGUGCUGGACCAGACCCAGGGGCAGCUGGCCGUCAUGUAUCGAGGGGCUCACUCGGACAACAACUUCAUGCAGCAGUUGCUCAACAGAGUGGAUGGAAAGGAAGUGAUCAGUCUGCCUCAGCGCCGCUUCUCAUUCGACUACAAGACCUCCAAACCGGUUUUCAACAGUCACGCCAGCAGCCGCGAUGACAUGGAGAGGGGAUCCGAGAGGGUCGGGAAGGUCACGUCCGAGGAGAGCAUGGCAGACUCGGUUCACUCUCAGCACUUUGCAGGCUCCGGUGCUUCCACUUACACCCUGGACAGCGGCAUCGGCACCUUCCCACUCCCGGUCUGCAGUGGUGCCGCUGGCCGAGGAAUGUCCAAGUCCAGGACCGAGCCCGACUCCUCCCACUCCCCCGCCAGGGCCGGCAGACGAGCCCGGACUCUGGACCGGGAGCCCACGCCACAGGACGAGGUGUACAGCGCCUCGCAGAAACAGCUGGUUCCCACCAUCCAGUACGGCUCCAUGCUGGAGGGGCGGGGCUCCUCGGCCAUCAUCCAUGAGGAUCCAGAGCUCCACGGCGCAAACAUGUUCUCGCCUCGCUCCAAGACCUGGACUUUCCCCAACCUGGAGGCCCCGGCAGGACCGGCAGACGUGUACCUGGCUGUGGAGGAGGAGGAGGUGGUGGAGGAGUCUGUUGCCUUUGGAUCGCCGUAUCGCGCUAAUUUGAAGCAGAGCGGAGCCUCCUCGAACCGGAGCGCGGAGCCGGGCAGCCUGCCGCUCCCGCCCCAUUCAGCGAUGAGCCGCAGGGGGAAGAGCCGCACCCCCAGUGAAGCCGGACUGGAGCUGCUGAGAGAGCGGCCCGAGGAGGCGCUGUCACCCAGCAGGCCUCACAACCUGGAGACCCCCGAGUCGCUCAGUGACUCGCUGUACGACAGCCUGUCGUCCUGCGGGAGCCAGGGCUGACGCCGACCCCAGGCAGACACUUCGCUCAGGAUUCCCGUUCAAACUUGAAACCAAAGUCCACCCUUUUCCCCAAGACUGUGGACUUGGUUGAUAGACAAAAACACACACAAAAAAAAACCCCACGCAUGAGUAUUUACCGUCAGCACAAGACUCACUUCUCACUCUGCUCCUCUUCGUGGCUCCGCCGCCACGUGGAGCUCGUGAAUGUUCAUUUCAUCUGUCAUGUAGGAACCACGCUGAUCAUGUGACUAUUGUUUGAGCGACCGAAGGAAGAAUGUGGGAAGCGUUGAAAGGUAAUAUAUUACCAGCAAUAACAACACGGACGAAACUGAAGUCAGUACAAAUGUAUUUCUAUUAUUUAUUUAUUUCUUUGUUUUUGGUCAAAUCCAUGUGUAAAAAAAAAACCAACAGACUCAUUCUGUCUAAAUCUUUUUUUUUUCUUUCUUAGUCCUGGCGUUUUACAACUUUCUAAUUAAAAUCUCCCUGAUUUAC